Messenger RNA from Pochonia chlamydosporia 170, 726 nucleotides. RefSeq names its product target SNARE coiled-coil domain-containing protein. Lineage: Eukaryota; Fungi; Ascomycota; Sordariomycetes; Hypocreales; Clavicipitaceae. Gene Ontology annotation, cellular component: SNARE complex; membrane; endomembrane system. Gene Ontology annotation, biological process: Golgi to vacuole transport; vesicle fusion; intracellular protein transport. Gene Ontology annotation, molecular function: SNAP receptor activity; SNARE binding. The coding region runs from base 1 to 726 and encodes 241 amino acids. The record is from RefSeq and is a predicted model, not a curated record. The transcript has 2 exons.
AUGAUGUCGUCCACCAACGAGGAGGAUCCCUUCCUCCAAGUCCAACAGGACGUCCUCGCCCAACUCUCAUCCACCCGCCCCCUCUUCGCCUCCUACCUCCGCAUCCGCUCCCUCACCAACACCCCCUCGUCCCCCGAACUCGCCUCCGCCCGCAGCGACCUCGAGGACGCGCUGUCCACCCUCGCCGAAGACCUGUCCGACCUCGUCGCCUCCGUGCAGGCCAUCGAGUCCAACCCCUCACAAUAUGGCAUCUCCUCCACCGAAGUCUCCCGACGCAAGCGCCUCGUCCAAGAGGUCGGCGGCGAAAUCGAAGACAUGCGCGAGGAGCUCGCCAAGAAAAUUGACCACCAGCCCCAUCACAGAGAACACCUCCCCGAUCCGGAUUCGUUUGCCGUUGGCGACGGCGACGGCGACGCCUACGCCGAGCUCGAGCACCAGCAGCAGCUGGAGAUGAUGCGCGAGCAGGACGAGCAUCUGGACGGGGUGUUCCAGACGGUCGGCAACUUGAGACAGCAGGCGGAUGCGAUGGGGAGGGAGAUAGAGGAGCAGAAUGAGAUGGUGGACGAGUUCAACCAAACGGCUGAUAGGGUGGGCGGCACGCUGCAGGUGGGAAUGCAAAAGCUGCAGCAUGUGGUGACGAAGAAUGAGGACAAGUGGAGUAGUUGCUGUAUUGCCGUGUUGAUAUUUGUCCUGAUCUUGCUGUUGAUUCUUUUGCUGGUUUUGUAG